GAGAAUAGCUGUUGCGCAUGCGCACCAAAUGUUAGAAGAUGGCGGAGAGUGCGGAACUGAAGCAAAUGGUAAUGAGCCUUCGAGUUUCGGAGCUCCAGGUGUUGUUGGGGUAUGCAGGGCGGAAUAAGCACGGUCGCAAACACGAACUUUUGACCAAAGCUCUCCACCUACUCAAGGCUGGUUGCAGUCCCGCGGUGCAGAUGAAGAUCAAGGAACUCUACAGACGGCGCUUCCCAACCAAAAUGGUUUCGCCAGUGGACCUAGCCCUGCCUGGUGUUCAUUCUGCUUCCGGCCUGCCCUCCAGCCUCGCCCAGCUGGGAUUUGACAGCCACGGUUCCCCGUCGCCUCUGCUGCCUGUGUCGUUACUCGGGCCUAAGCACGAGCUGGGUCUGCCUCACCUCCCCUCCGCUCUUCACCCUGUACACCCUGAUGUCAAGCUCCAGAGAUUGCCGUUCUAUGACGUGCUGGAUGAGCUCAUUAAGCCAACCAGCCUGGCCUCAGACAACAGUCAGCGGUUUCAGGAAGCGUGUUAUGCCUUCGCGUUAACACCACAGCAAGUUCAACAGAUCAGCAGUUCCAUGGACAUAUCUGGGACCAAAUGUGACUUUGCAGUUCAAGUCCAGUUAAGAUUUUGUUUAUCGGAGACAAGCUGUCCUCAGGAGGAUCAUUUCCCCCCUAAUCUCUGUGUGAAGGUGAACAGCAAACCCUGUAAUCUCCCGGGUUAUCUUCCUCCCACCAAAAAUGGAGUUGAACCAAAAAGGCCCAGUCGCCCCAUUAACAUAACCUCCCUUGUUCGACUGUCAACCACAGUCCCCAACACAAUUGUGGUGUCGUGGACUUCAGAAAUUGGGAGGAGUUUUUCCAUGGCUGUUUAUCUGGUAAGACAGCAGUCCUCUGCAGUCCUGUUGCAAAGACUACGGGGCAAAGGGAUUAGGAACCCUGACCACUCAAGAGCUCUGAUCAAAGAGAAAUUGACAGCUGAUCCAGAGAGUGAGAUUGCCACCACCAGUCUACGAGUCUCUCUCCUGUGUCCUCUUGGGAAGAUGAGGCUGACAAUCCCAUGCAGAGCAAUAACAUGUUCGCACCUUCAGUGCUUCGAUGCUACACUUUAUAUCCAAAUGAAUGAGAAGAAGCCGACCUGGGUGUGUCCGGUCUGUGACAAGAAGGCACCGUAUGAGCAUCUCAUCAUUGACGGGUGA
Monopterus albus (swamp eel) is the source of this 1199-nucleotide messenger RNA. RefSeq names its product protein inhibitor of activated STAT, 1b (gene pias1b). Gene Ontology annotation, molecular function: zinc ion binding; SUMO ligase activity; transcription coregulator activity. The coding region runs from base 39 to 1199 and encodes 386 amino acids. NCBI's taxonomy places the organism in Eukaryota, Metazoa, Chordata, Actinopteri, Synbranchiformes, Synbranchidae. Gene Ontology annotation, biological process: protein sumoylation; regulation of transcription by RNA polymerase II. Gene Ontology annotation, cellular component: chromatin. The record is from RefSeq and is a predicted model, not a curated record. The transcript is spliced from 9 exons.